Molecule: messenger RNA, 3589 nt
Organism: Dioscorea cayenensis subsp. rotundata (Guinea yam)
Lineage: Eukaryota; Viridiplantae; Streptophyta; Magnoliopsida; Dioscoreales; Dioscoreaceae
Product: calcium-transporting ATPase 1, endoplasmic reticulum-type-like
Biological process (GO): intracellular calcium ion homeostasis; calcium ion transmembrane transport
Cellular component (GO): membrane
Molecular function (GO): ATP binding; ATP hydrolysis activity; P-type calcium transporter activity
Source: RefSeq, a predicted model, not a curated record
AAGAAAGGACCGCAUAAAACAAUACGGAAAAGAGAAGUUUCGGUGCUACCGUUCCGGCAAAAUUGUUCUCUUUGCUUUGCUUUUCUCGCAAGAAACCUCAUCGGCGAUCGAUCGAGAGCUCGGAGCAGCGACCUUGGAUCCCGAUGAUGGGAGGAGGGAGAGAUGAGGGGAGGAGAAGCAAUGGAGAGGUUUGGGAAGUGGGGUUCCCUGCUUGGGCGAGGAGUGUGCGGGAAUGUGAGGUGGAGUUUGGGGUUAGCGCCGCUCGUGGGCUGACCUCGGAUGAGGCGGCACGGCGGCGUGAGGUUUAUGGUUGGAAUGAACUUGAGAAGCAUUCUGGGCCAUCGAUCUGGCAAUUGGUUUUGGAGCAGUUCAAUGAUACGCUUGUGCGGAUCCUUCUCGUGGCUGCUGUGGUUUCUUUCGUUUUGGCUUGGUAUGAUGGGGAUGAGGGUGGUGAGAUGGGGAUUACUGCGUUUGUUGAACCCUUGGUGAUCUUUUUGAUACUGAUUCUGAACGCUAUCGUUGGGGUUUGGCAAGAGAAUAACGCUGAGAAGGCGUUGGAGGCGCUCAAAGAGAUACAAUCGGAGCAUGCGACGGUGAAGCGGGAUGGGGAGUUCAUUCCAAAUUUGCCUGCGAAGGAGCUUGUUCCGGGGGACAUUGUGGAACUUAGGGUUGGGGAUAAGGUGCCGGCUGAUAUGAGAGUUGUUCAAUUGAUAAGCUCGACCCUGAGGGUUGAACAGGGAUCUCUCACUGGAGAAAGCCAGGCGGUGAAUAAGACAAGCCGAAAAGUUGAUGCUGAAGAUACUGAUAUUCAAGGAAAGGAAUGUAUGGUCUUUGCUGGCACAACCAUUGUUAAUGGGACUUGUAUCUGCUUGGUUACGCAGACUGGUAUGAAAACUGAAAUUGGUAAGAUUCAUUCACAAAUUCAAGAGGCUUCUCUGAAUGAUGAUGAUACACCGUUGAAAAAGAAGUUGAACGAGUUUGGUGAGGUCCUUACAGCAAUAAUUGGUGUUAUUUGUGCUCUGGUUUGGCUCAUCAAUGUGAAGUAUUUCUUUACUUGGGAGAUUGUUGAUGGAUGGCCAAGGAAUUUCAAGUUUUCAUUUGAGAAGUGCACCUACUAUUUUGAGAUUGCUGUGGCUUUGGCUGUUGCUGCUAUCCCAGAGGGCUUGCCAGCUGUGAUCACCACCUGCUUGGCGCUUGGAACCAGGAAGAUGGCACAGAAGAAUGCGCUGGUGCGGAAAUUGCCCAGUGUCGAGACACUGGGAUGCACAACGGUUAUCUGUUCUGAUAAGACUGGUACAUUGACAACAAAUCAAAUGUCAGCUGUAAAGCUGGUGGCAAUGGGUAGGUGGACGGAUCAAAUUCGGAGUUUUAAAGUGGAUGGGACCACAUAUGAUCCUCAUGACGGGAAGAUACAUGAUUGGCCUAUUGGAAGCAUGGAUGCAAAUUUGCAAAUGAUUGCGAAGAUUGCUGCAGUUUGUAACGAUGCUAGUGUUGCACAUUCAGGGCAUAAUCAGUUUGUUGCAAGCGGAAUGCCUACCGAGGCAGCUUUGAUGGUUCUGGUUGAGAAAAUGGGAAUUCCUGGAGUCUCUGAUCCUUCAUCGGUGGCUUCUGCUGAGACAUUACGUUGCUGCCACUGGUGGAAUAAUAUUGCACAUAGGAUUGCAACCUUGGAAUUUGAUCGCACUCGAAAGUCAAUGGGAGUCAUUGUGAAAUCAAGAUCCGGAAGCAACUCCCUACUUGUGAAGGGAGCUGUUGAAAAUUUGUUGGAAAGAAGCGCCUAUGUGCAGUUACUUGAUGGCUCUAUUGUGUUAUUGGAAGACGGGACAAGGCAUCUUAUCUUAGAUGCCCUAAAAGAAAUGUCAACAAAUGCUUUGCGCUGUUUAGGUUUUGCAUUUAAGGAUAAUCUUUCAGAAUUUGCAACAUAUGAUGGUGAAGGUCAUCCAGCGCAUAGUCUUUUACUCGAUCCGUCUAAUUACUCAGCUAUUGAAAAUGAGCUCAUCUUUGUCGGCUUGGUUGGGCUGAGGGAUCCUCCACGGGAAGAAGUACAUAAGGCGAUUGAAGAUUGUAGAGCAGCUGGCAUACAGGUCAUGGUGAUUACAGGAGAUAACAAAUUAACAGCAGAAGCCAUUUGCCGUGAUAUAGGUGUUUUUGAACGUGAAGAGGAUAUUUGCUUGAAGAGUUUCACUGGAAGAGACUUUAUGUUGACGCCAGAUAAAAAGAAAAUAUUGAGACAAAACGGUGGACUUCUGUUCUCUAGGGCUGAGCCAAGACAUAAACAAGAGAUUGUAAGGUUGCUCAAAGAAGAUGGUGAAGUUGUUGCAAUGACUGGCGAUGGAGUUAAUGACGCUCCUGCCCUGAAAAUGGCUGAUAUUGGUAUUGCAAUGGGCAUUGCUGGAACUGAGGUUGCCAAGGAAGCAUCUGAUAUGGUGUUAGCAGAUGACAAUUUCAGUACUAUUGUUGCGGCAGUGGGUGAGGGAAGAUCAAUUUACAACAAUAUGAAGGCUUUUAUAAGAUACAUGAUAUCCUCGAAUAUUGGUGAAGUUGUGUCUAUUUUUCUCACAGCUGCAUUAGGUAUCCCUGAAGGGCUAAUACCUGUGCAACUUUUGUGGGUCAACCUUGUCACAGAUGGUCCUCCUGCUACAGCCUUGGGAUUUAACCCACCAGAUGGAGAUGUUAUGAAGAAACCUCCGAGAAGAAGUGAUGAUCCAUUGAUUAGUGCAUGGAUCUUAUUCCGGUACCUGGUCAUUGGGUUCUAUGUUGGACUAGCCACUGUUGGUGUCUUCAUCAUAUGGUACACCCAUGGCUCCUUCCUGGGGAUCGACUUGAGUGGUGAUGGCCACACUCUUAUUUCCUACUCUCAGCUCUCCAACUGGGGCCAGUGCUCUUCAUGGGAUGGCUUCAAGGUUGCCCCAUUCACUGCCGGAUCCCGUGUUUUCUCUUUUGAAUCCAACCCUUGUGAUUAUUUCCAAACGGGCAAAGUGAAAGCCAUGACCCUCUCCCUUUCUGUCUUGGUAGCCAUUGAGAUGUUCAACUCUCUGAAUGCUUUGUCAGAAGACGGAAGCCUUCUGAGCAUGCCUCCAUGGGUCAACCCAUGGCUGCUUCUGGCCAUGUCCGUCUCGUUUGGGCUGCAUUUCUUGAUUCUGUACGUGCCUUUCCUCGCUCAGGUCUUCGGUAUUGUGCCUCUCAGUUUCAAUGAAUGGCUCUUGGUGCUAGCUGUUGCUUUCCCUGUGAUCAUCAUUGAUGAGAUUCUCAAGUUCAUCGGUCGUUGCACUAGUUCUUCCGGGCUUCAGAGGCGGUCCAAGAAACACAAGGACUGAGUGAAGGCUCAGAGUUGAACUGUGGGAGCAUUCAUAACUUACAGCCUGGUAAGAUAUUGUUAUUACCAUGGUUUGGACAAUCCAAACCAGAUGGCCCCAAGCAGUCACAAUGAACUCUUUUUGAUUUUGGGGAGAAGUCAAUUUUUAGACUCUUCUUUGAUUCUUGGUAGUUAUUGGAGUACCAGCAGUAAAUUUUUUAUAUUUUGAGUUCUUUGGCCAAUAUGUAGUUUAAAUGUUAAACCUUGCCUAGUUGCCUUUACUAGUUGGAUUUA